Molecule: messenger RNA, 747 nt
Organism: Candidula unifasciata
Lineage: Eukaryota; Metazoa; Mollusca; Gastropoda; Stylommatophora; Geomitridae
Source: the annotation of a GenBank genome assembly
AUGGCCAGCAAUUCUUUCAUCAACUUACAGGGAAAAGUUGUCAUUAUCACAGGAGCCAGUGCCGGGAUCGGCGAGGCCACGGCCCAAGAAUGUGCCCGACAAGGCUGUCAGCUGAUGCUCCAUGGGCGGGACACGGGACGCCUGCAGGCCGUCUCUGCGGCGUGCCGGCAGUUGGGAGGUCAGAAUAUAACGGUGCAGACAACUGCUGGUGACAUCACAGAUCCUGCCGUCCAGAAGGAGAUCAUCGAAGAAACCCUGUCAGCAUUUGGCAAAAUUGACAUCUUGGUCAACAAUGCUGGGAUGAUGAUCAACCGAGACCCCCUGACCGCCACGAGAGAAGUCUACAAGCAGAUCAUGGACACCAACCUGGAGAGUGUAUUCUUCUUAACCCAGCUGGCCAUCCCACACCUGAUCAAGUCCAAGGGCAAUGUUGUCAAUGUUUCCAGCAUUGUUAGCCACACAGUUAUGGCCCCACAUGGCGUCCGGGUCAACUCUGUCAAUCCAGGGUCUGUGGUCAGCUUGAUAUACAAGAGAGGACAAGAGGCUUUGUCUGAUCAGCAGUAUGAAGAGUUCCAGCAGAGGCAGGCCUCGCCCAGUGUACAUCCGCUGGGUCGCAUGGUUCUAGCAUCAGAGGUGGCCGACUCCAUCGUGUUCCUGGCCUCGGAGCGGGCCAGUUUUAUCACUGGACAAAUCAUCUUUGUGGAUGGAGGUCGCCACUGCCUGGGCCCGGUGCCUCAGCUCAAGUAG